Lingula anatina is the source of this 2694-nucleotide messenger RNA. RefSeq lists its product as uncharacterized. The record is from RefSeq and is a predicted model, not a curated record. NCBI's taxonomy places the organism in Eukaryota, Metazoa, Brachiopoda, Lingulata, Lingulida, Lingulidae.
AUGUCCAUUGAAUUCUGUGACAGAGACGGAUUAGAAAAAUAGCUCGUUGCCAAGGCAUAAAAUGAGAAUCGCGCGAAGAAUAUGUAAAAUCAACCCAUGCUAGAUUUUGUUUGAAAGGGUUCAAUGAGCUGUUGCAUUGCGAUACAUCACGUAGUAGUUAAAACAGUCGGUGAUGUUAUACGUGGAAUAUGCAACAUUUUCUGUGGCUACUCAAUAGCAAACAAAACUGCGCAUAUGGAUCUGUACUUGUAAGUGAUAACAGCACAACAGAAUUUAACAGGAUGCUGGCGUAAAAAAAGACACCGAAAAGGACUUCCGAAACUGAAGAUUAUUUCUUCUGCCAAUUCUGAGUGUUGUGAUACAGCCAUAAUUCUGAUUGAACCAUCAAGGCCAAAGCUGGUGUGCUUAGAACAGACAUUAUGGCUUUUAUGUACCAAAAAGUACUGUCAGUGAUCACCCAGCCACCGGAUUCCAGACCGGAUGCUAUGAUCGAGCAGCUGAUCCCCUGGUUCCAGAAGAAAUCCGAACUGUUUAGAUCAGUUCAAAAAGAUAUUUUAAAGGACAUCAUUCGCAACUGCAAUUUUCAGCACUGUGACACAGAUUACGUAAUCAUACACCAAGAAGAAAAGGGAGACAGAUUUUAUAUCAUACUCCACGGACAAGUUUCUGUUUACUUCAACAAUAAACUUGGAGAUGGAGAGAUAGUUUUGGAGAACGAAGACAGUUCUGUUCGCUCCAAGCCUCUGGACAGGCGGCCAUACGGGGCUUACGUCACAAGCCUGGAUGAAGGUAAAAGUUUUGGUGAAGUAGCCCUGAUUACUGAGGACUGCGUCCGUACCGCCUCCGUUAUAGUCGACACCAAGACAGAUUUACUGGUCGUCAGCAGAGAACUAUUCAAUCGCUGUCUAAGAGCCGCCAAGGAACAAGAGUUUAAUGCAAAGAUGGCCUUUGUAAAUAACUGUGAAUAUUUCUGUAGCUGGCAACCCAAGUGCAAAAGACAGCUUGCCAUGAGCUUGAUCAAAAGAACCAUCCCCUUUGAUGGUCUGAUUUUAAAGCAGGGCGACCCAGUGGAGGGGAUAUUUUAUAUUAUCAGAGGCCAAGUUAAAAUCACCAUGCAGCCAUCACUCCAUUGGCGGCAGAACAACUUCACCAAUUUCCGAGGAAGCCAUUGGAGCAAACCUGACGGCAAAGAAGACGGACGCCUGCUCAGCAAAGAAGUUGGAGCCAAUAGAACAAAACCCUUGACUGUCACCAACUGGCUUGGACACCGAGGCAGAAGUGUAGAGGUGUGCAUUUCUGGGACAGGGGAGGCUGUAGGUGACAUAGAAGUGUCUUUCGAUGUUCCUCGCUACCUACAGACUGCAGUUGCUGCGGUUCCAUGUGAAGUUUUUCUCUUGACAACCAGGUCUUAUGAACGUCAGUUAAUGAAAAGAUAUUCCAAGACGGCAGAUGCAAUAAAGGCACACUGCAAAGCUAAGAUAGAGAGAAGGUUGGAUAGACUGGGAAAUAUGGACGACACCCAUUUUUUACGCAGCUUGCAUACGGAUUUACAGUUUGGAAGAACAGACAAAAGACAACAAAAGUUAUCUCAAAGUUUAAGUGGGGUUACUUUCGGCAAACAAUCCGGUUUCAUUCAUCGAGACUUUGACUCAAAACUGACAAAAAAUAAAAUGUUUUGGAACAAGAGCAGAACCGACGACAGAGCGACCAAGAUAAAUCCAUGGGAAAACCCGUCUCACCUAAGUAAUAAUGUUUCCCCAGGAAAUACUGGCGAAAACCGAUCAAUAUUUACAUUCAGUUGCCACAAUAAAGCACUUAAGGAUGGUAAAGUCAAAGGCGCGGUAGAACCUUUCCGGGACUGGCAAACCAGCGACGAAGCAUUGAGUAGUCUGGAAAUGAAGCUUGAUUCCUGGCACUCUGAGAUGAAAUCAAAAGACAAUAAGAAAGAGCGAGUAUUUCGACUGCGGCGCUUCUCAAAUGAUGAUGGCACGAGAAGGCCGCUCCCAGGACAGAAAGUCAUGCUAUCUCCCAAAAAUGCGAAAGGAAAACUUCAGUUUAGAUAUACUCUGAACAGUGCUUAAAACCUGAACGUCUACCAAAAUGUGCUCGUAGGUAAAAUUGCGACUCAUCAGUUGAGAACAAGAAAAAACACAAUGGGAUGUACCAAGCUCAACUAACGCAAUCACACCUUUGCUGCUAUAUGCCUCAAUAUAUUGUAUUAGCGAAAUGCAUUUUAAAAAGAUAGCAAUAUUUGAACUUAGACGGACAAGGCUUUUGUUGACCGUUUUAUUAUUAUAAUUAUUACCAUUAUUGCUUGUUCAUUCAAGGAUAUGUCAAGCACUGACGUAAAUGUAGCGGUACUGGAAUACAGGACUGUUCAUUUGCAAAUGCAACGCAAGGCCUGUCAUUAUAUUCCAGGCUUGGGUUCAUGAUCAGGAUGUUUAGUACAGAAAGGGUCAAGGAUUUUGAAGAUUAUCUUAGGAGAAUAUGUCCUUUCUCCGAGCAGAAUACUUUUUAAUGUGUUUACGUCUUGGAUGAGCACUGACACUUUGAAAACAUGCACCUAUUUAAUAAAGGGAACGCCCCUUCCGAAGAUCAUUCUACGUUCGACUGCAUGUGCGUCUUAAGAUUUUAAAACGGGUAUUUGGUUGGAUAAUUUGAAGUCUUUCAUGGUCUAGAGAUAAGAGAUACGCU